GGAGGAGGGGACAGGGUCGCGCGAGGGUGGGAGCGCGCCGAGGCGGGGGUCCCGCCGCGCGGGGCGGAGGCGGGCGUGGGCCCCGGCGGGGCGAGGCGAGAGGCGGCGGGGGACGCGGUGGCGCUUCAAGCGCCCAGCGAAUCACAGCGUUCCUAGCAGGUGUGAAGCAGUGUCACCACACUGGUUUCCGUGUGCAUCUCCACCUGGCUAAUGCUGAGCAUCUUUCAUGUACCGACCCGCCAUGGGCGUAUUGUCUUUGGAGAAGUAGGGAUUCAGGUCCUUUCCCCAUUUGAAAACUUCAAAAAUGUUUCAAAUUCCCGUGGAAAAUCUCGACAACAUCAGGAGGGUACGAAAAAAGGUGAAAAGCAUUCUUGUGGACAUUGGGCUGGAGAGCUGCAAGGAGCUGCUGCAGGACCUUAAAGGCUUUGACCCAGGAGAGAAGUACUUUUAUAACACAUCAUGGGGAGACAUUUCUCUCUGGGAACCUUCUGGAAAGAAAGUGAGAUACCGAACAAAGCCGUACUGUUGUGGCCUCUGUAAAUACUCUACAAAAGUGCUUACUUCGUUCAAAAAUCAUUUACAUCGCUACCAUGAAGAAGAAAUUGACCAAGAGCUGGUGAUCCCUUGCCCAAACUGUGUGUUUUCCUCUCAGCCCAAGGUGGUGGGGAGGCAUUUCAGAAUGUUCCAUGCGCCUGUUCGGAAAGUCCAGAACUACACAGUGAACAUCCUAGGUGAGACUAAGUCGUCUAGGAGUGAUGUCAUCAGCUUUACGUGUUUGAAGUGUAACUUCUCCAACACUUUGUACUACAGCAUGAAGAAGCAUGUGCUGGUGGCCCACUUCCACUACCUGAUUAAUUCCUACUUUGGCCUGCGAACGGAGGAAGUGAGUGAGCAACCCAGAACUGACGACCCCCCUUCGACGGAGAAGAUGCCGCCCUCUGACAAGUAUUACUGUAAAAAGUGCAAUGCCAAUGCCAGCAGCCAGGAUGCAUUAAUGUAUCAUAUUUUGACAUCAGAUACACACAGAGAUUUGGAGAAUAAGCUCAGGUCCGUGAUUUCGGAGCACAUCAAGAAGACUGGACUUCUGAAGCAAAUGCACAUCGCUCCCAAACCCGCGGCACACUUGGCCAUUCCCCCGAGCGGCGGCGCUCUGGGUGUCCCUGCCACGUCCCCUUGCUUUCAUCUCGCCUUGCCACCAAGCAGCCAAAGCCAGACCGCCGUCCAGCCAGUUCAGGGCACGGUCCAGCCAGUGACGGUGACCUCGGGCGUUUCCGGAAGCCUCACCCAUUCUCCGCCCUCCGCUGCCCAGUCCCACGUGACUCUGGUCUCCAGUCCCCUGCCCGGGGGCCAGAGCGGCCUCACUCUGCCGCCCGCACCGCCGCAGCCUGUCUUCCUGUCUCCUGGAGUCCCGCUUCGCCAGCCAGCCAACCCCCCUGUGCUGCCCCUGAGUCGGCCAGUGGGGCCCGUCAAGUCCGUCGGCACCGGUGUCCUGCCCGUGAACCCGACCAUCCGACCAGGGGUGUUACCCCUCAGCCGGCCUGUUGGGCCCGUAAGCCGACCAGUUGGGCCUGGAGUUCUGUCGGUGAACAGGCCCGUCGGGCCAGCUGUCCUCCCUGUCAGCCCCUCUGUCACUCCCGGCGGCGUUCUUCAGGCCGUCUCCCCAGGAGUGAUUUCUGUGAGCCGGACUGUCCCAUCAGGCGUCCUUCCUGCAGGCCAGAUGACCCCUGCUGGGGUUAUCCCUUCAGGACAGACAGCAACUUCUGGGGUGCUCCCUGCUGGCCAGAUGGUCCAGUCUGGGGUUCUCCCCAUCGGCCAGACGGCUCCGUCGGGGGUCCUUCCCCCUGGGCUGACGGUGCCGCCACGGCCGCUCCCUCCCGGCCAGGCGGUCCCGCUGCGGGUUCUCCCCGCAGGCCAGGUGGUCCCACCUGGGCUCCUCUCUCCCAGCCAGACAGUCUCGUCCAACCUGCUCCCUGGGAGCCAGGCUGUGAACUCUGGCGUGCUGCAUCUCAGCCAGCCGGUUGUGUCAGGGGUUCUUCCGGUGAGCCAGCCGGGGAGGCCUGGGGUCCUGCAGCUCAGUCAGUCUGUGAACCCCAACAUCCUGCCCGCGAGCCAGCCGGGGAGGCCUGGCGCUUCGCAGAACACUGCCUUCCUGACGUCAGGCUCCAUUCUCAGGCAGCUGAUACCUACGGGGAAGCAGGUGAACGGGAUCCCCACGUACACACUUGCCCCAGUGUCUGUCACACUGCCCGUGCCCCCUGGAGGCGUCGCAGGGGUCACCCCGCCCCAGGUGCCCAUCCAGCUCCUGCAGUCGGGCGCAGCCGCACAGAUGGCCGGUCCCGUGGCCGGCAUGCCCUCCCCGUCUGUGGUGGUGAGCGCGUCUCCGAGCGUGUUCCUGCAGCCCCCCGCCCCUGGGGCAGAGGCGGGCCCGGGGCUCAAGCCAGCGAAGCAGUGGAAAACCUGCCCGGUGUGCAACGAGCUCUUCCCAUCCAACGUCUACCAGGUCCACAUGGAGGUGGCUCAUAAGCACAGCGAGUCCAGAGCCGUUGAGAAGCUGGAGCCGGAGAAGCUGGCUGCGUGCGCGCCGUUCUUGAAGUGGAUGAGGGAGAAGACGGUCCGGUGCCUGUCCUGCAAGUGCAUGGUCUCGGAGGAGGAGCUCAUGCGCCACCUGCUGAUGCACGGCCUGGGCUGCCUCUUCUGCCCACGCACGUUCCACGACAUCAGGGGCCUCGCGGAGCACAGCAGGACCACGCACCUGGGCAAGAAGAAGCUGCCCGUGGAUUACAGUAACAAAGGUUUCCAGCUGGACAUCGAUGCCAACGGCAACCUGCUCUUUCCCCACCUCGAUUUCAUUACCAUGUUGCCAAAGGAAGAGCUGGGGGAGCGGGAGGUCUACUUGGCAGUCCUGGCUGGGAUACACUCCAAGUCGCUCGUGCCCGUGUACAUUAAGGUGAGGCCGCAGUCGGAGGGUGUGCCUGGGGGCCCCAGCAAGCAGGUGUUGACCUGCCCUUUUUGCUUCGGCACCUUUCUGACAACCGAGGCGUAUGAGCUGCACUUGAAGGACAGGCACCACAUCACCCCCACAGUCCACACCAUCCUGAAGUCUCCAGCUUUCAAGUGCAUCCACUGCUGUGGGGUCUACACCGGGAACAUGACGCUGGCGGCCAUCGCCAUCCACCUGCUGCGCUGCAGGAGCGCCCCGAAGGACAGCAGCUCGGACCUGCAGGCCCAGCCCGACCUCAUCGAGGACAGCGAGCUGCUGCUGGUCAACGGCGAGGUGGUGCACGACCCCAGCCUCGCCGUGAAGAGAAAGCUGCCCGAGGGCCCGCCCGGGGCUGAGGAGGCGCGGGGAGGGGAGCAGCGGCCUCUGGUCGUGAGCGCGGAGGGGGGCCCGGCUCCAGAGAAGGCGCUGAGUGUCGCGCCUUUUAAACGACAGAGAAAUGAGAGCAGGACGGAGGGACCGCUGGUCGUGAACGAGGACGCGCUUCAGAUUUUAGCAUUAAAUCCCAGAAAGUAUGAAGACCGUUCUUACGAAGAAAAAAAGCAAUUUCUUAAAGAUUAUUUCCACAAGAGACCGUACCCCAGUAAAAAGGAAAUAGAGCUGCUAUCCUCACUCUUGUGGGUGUGGAAAAUUGACGUGGCUUCGUUUUUCGGAAAAAGAAGAUAUAUUUGCAUGAAAGCAAUAAAAAGUCACAAGCCUUCUGUCCUUUUAGGCUUCGAUAUGUCUGAACUCAAAAAUGUUAAACACAGAUUGAACUUUGAGUAUGAACCACAAAAUGUAAAAAAUUAGGAAAGUAGUUUUUUCAAUUGAGGUUUUUUGAAAAUGUUAUUUUCUUCACUGUAUAUUGAACUAAUCAAUUUCAGUGGUCUUUAUGCUGCUCUUUAGGUGUAUUUCAGGUGCUCAGCAAGACUUCUGUACGAAGAAGUGAUAGUUCUUUCAGAGUUACUAUUCCCUGCAGUUGGGUUUUGUCACAGUUAUUUUUAGUUUGUUUUCUCUGUCGAGUCAAUUAAAUCUCUCGAUGUUCCACGCACGCCUUGCUUUCCCGGUAGUGUCAGGACCGCACGAUAAAAACUGAAAUCUACACAUGUUGGUGUUUUCAUUUAAGGAAAUUUCAGCUUGUUUCAGAAUACUUAAUUACCUGCAGAUCUCAGCUUCGAUCUCCCUCAGCCUCACUGUAGCUGCAAGUGAUGCAGUGAACGUUCAGUGAUGUCAGCACAGACCCUGUGACGUGUGCGGCUCCUGAGGGUGCAUGGCCUUCACUCUGCCGGUUGCUUCUUUGUAAGAUACUUGCUUAUUAGGUUAUGGUUUUCAUUUACAUUGUUUCAGGUUCGUCUUAGCCAUUUUUGAUCAUAACUCAUAGAGAACCAAAUAUUUUCAUUGGUUAGAAAAUAAAUACCUGAAGUCUGGUAUUUUAGCUCAUAAGUCAAGAGUUGUUUUACAAAUACAAUAAUUCUGUAGAUGCAGGAAUACUUUUCAGUGUAGACUGUCCCUCUUUUUGAUGUGGCGGUAAGUCAUUUUUCCAUUCAAAGGUGAGACGACAAAUCUUUAGUGCCUUUAGAGUAAACACUGAAAACACAUGAGCUCUUCUACUAACCUAGCUACUCUUAAACCACGGAAGGGAAGGACGAGGACCACGUUACUCAGGAAUAAAGUUUUUACCCCUGAGUGUGGACACUGACAUGUAGACAUAGGUUUUCAGGGACAAGGGGAAACCAGUAGACCAAGAGCUAAGUUCUGCGGCUGGGCCAUUGCUUUUUGGCAGUUUCCUAGCGGUCAGCACAUCCGUCCUGGGGAAAUGGGUGCUCCACAGAGCACCCUGGUGGCUGGCUGGCUGACGGGCUGGGCGUCGCUCAGGAACUCCACUGUGUCACUGUUCUCUGGACAGUUAGACCUCGGGGUUUUUCACAUAGUCACACAACGUAAAAGAACUUAAAGCACCAGAACCAGUAAUGGAGACCAGCCAGGUGAGACUUAACCUUAAGUCCUAUUUAUUGCUGGUGACACACAGGAGAGGCACCUGUCCAGUAUGUUCAGAGGAUAUGAGUCUCUGGGAAAUAAGAUAAUGUUACUAUAUGGAUUUAAAAUACAAUACUUGCAUGUAAUUGCUCUAGUGUGCAUUUUUUGAGGCAGUUGUGGAACUGGUCUGUGAUUAUUGGUGUACUCUUGUAAAUUCAAACAGAGGUUGUUGAAGUUUAUUUUUUUUUUACCUAUUGUUUUCAGAGUGUCUAUUUUGAAUUAAAAUUUGUUAUACCACUACAAA
Messenger RNA from Phyllostomus hastatus (greater spear-nosed bat), 5258 nucleotides. RefSeq names its product ADNP homeobox 2 (gene ADNP2). The coding region runs from base 305 to 3787 and encodes 1160 amino acids. Gene Ontology annotation, biological process: regulation of gene expression. The transcript has 5 exons. Lineage: Eukaryota; Metazoa; Chordata; Mammalia; Chiroptera; Phyllostomidae. The record is from RefSeq and is a predicted model, not a curated record. Gene Ontology annotation, cellular component: nucleus. Gene Ontology annotation, molecular function: DNA binding.